This is a messenger RNA of Branchiostoma floridae (Florida lancelet), 2135 nucleotides long. Its product is annotated as metalloreductase STEAP3-like. Gene Ontology annotation, cellular component: endosome; plasma membrane. Bases 388 to 1980 code for a protein of 530 amino acids. The record is from RefSeq and is a predicted model, not a curated record. Gene Ontology annotation, molecular function: cupric reductase (NADH) activity; ferric-chelate reductase (NADPH) activity. The transcript is spliced from 7 exons. Lineage: Eukaryota; Metazoa; Chordata; Leptocardii; Amphioxiformes; Branchiostomatidae. Gene Ontology annotation, biological process: copper ion import.
AAAUCAUAAUCCCAAUGUCUUUCCUUAACGGUGAUUUGUUCAGCUCGACACAACUGGGCUACAGGCGCUGAGAUGACAAUUUUAGGCGAGACACCUGCGACAUAACAUGAAACCAUCUGGGUCCGAAAUGCCAAAGUUCUUUUGUAGAAUCAAUCUUCCUGUGUGCACUUUUCAACCCAUUCUUCUGCCUGUCUGCCCCUCGCUUCCUUGUUGUCACCCCGUUGACUUGAUACAAUGCUCUAGUCCUCAUGGGUGUAUUCAGUAUCUACUUUUAUAUCAGCAACACAGAAUUGAUGCGCGCAUUACUAAAUUAAAUAACUCUGGCGUGACUCAUACGAAACAAACUGAGGGCUUGCCACGCGCGGUAAUUUUGGCUCAGAUAACAAAAUGAUGGUGGAAUAUAAGGAGAUGUUAGAAGACGGUAGCGUAACGUCUACUCCUAAACGGUCGGCUAGCGGGAGUAACAUCUCCACCCCGGUCCGGAUGAGGGACCAGUCGGUGCCGGGGAGUGUAACCUCCACCCCGCGGAGGUACGGGGACAUCUCCGUUGGUACAAGCAGGAGCGCGACGCCGAAGCGGCGGACCAGGAGCACGCUGGACGGGAGGGGGCUGAGGGAUGCCCCGCCGCCCAUCGUCGGGAUACUCGGCUGUGGGGAGUUCGGACUGGCCUUGGCUAGGAAACUGCUGAAGUCUGGCUAUCAGGUAGUGUUGGGAACACGUGACCCAGAGGCGAUGAAGAACCUGGUUCCGUUGGGCGUGACGCUCACCACGCGGUACGAAGCGGUACUGCAGGCGGAGGUGGUGUUCCUGGCGGUCCGGAGGGACCACUACGAUCAGCUGGUGUUUCUGACGGACGCCAUGAGCGGGAAAAUACUGGUGGACGUCAGCAUCACCAGCAGGUUCAACGACGGUUUGCGCUCCAACGCGGAGUAUCUGCAGUGGCGGCUGUUCCCGUCCUGCAGGGUUGUGAAGGGGUUUAACGUCAUCCCGGCCGCCGCGCUGGACGCAGAACUCAUGGACGGGCCCAAACAGGUGUACCUCUGUGGCGAUGACCACCACGCCAAAGCCACAGUCACCCACAUCGUUUACGACCUCGGGUUCAUUCCCGUGGACCUCGGCGCGCUGAAGUCGGCGGGGCACAUCGAGACCAUCCCCGCUCGCUUCCUGCCCUACUGGGGCCUGCCCGUCAGCGUCGGGAUCUGGCUCUUCAUCGUCAUGUUUCUCUACGUCAUGAUUCAGGACAUCAUCCGCCCUUCAGUCUCGGACGGGUCGAAUGAGCUGUCCCGUCUCCCCCUGUUCCUGGUCAACCGCGUCUUGGCCUUCGUGGCGGGAACCUUGCUGUCCGCGGCGUUCUUCCCCGACAUCUUCAUCCGGCUGGUGCGCAUCUUCAAGGGGUACGGGUACCGCGACUUCCCGGUGUGGCUCGGGGAGUGGCGGAAGGCUCGGCGGCACAUUUGUUUGGUGGGGGUGAUCGUGGGAGCCGUGCACGCCAUCAUGUCCCUCACCAUCCUCAGCCCCACCUACUACCCCGAGCUGUACGAGAAGACGUCCAACCGCGGGAUCCCGGCCCUAGGUAAGAUGAUGUGGUCGGGGGAGGCGUUUGCGUCCAUGGGCGCGGUGUGCCUGUCGGCCCUGCUCAUCCUAGGUAUCGCCAACAUGCCGUCGGGGAAGGACAAGCUGAACUGGCGGGAGACGACCUUCCUGUGGUCCAACCUCGGCACGGUCGCGCUGUUCACCGCCACGUUCCACGUGGUGUUCCUGGGGAUACAGGUGUACCCGAACGGAUCUCUUUACAGCCUGUUCACCCUGCCGGUGUCGCUGAUCUCGCUGUUCCCCCUGGCGGCUGCAGUACUACUGAAGUGCGUGACGUUGAUCCCGUACCUACAGAAGCACGUCAUCAGCAUCCGGGACAGACUGCAGGGCAGGAAGCGGCUGGACGAUGGGGACGAGCUCGUCGAAUGUGUGGUGGUGAACCUGUGAACGAGAGCGAAGGAACUGUCCUUGGUGCUGAAAUCACAUUCACUGCGAUGUAUUAGGCUGACGUCACAGUUCCACAAAGGGGCCCUCCGGGCAGUUUUAGGGAACGAAACGUACGAUGUAAAGGAGAACAAAAAUGCAAAAUGCACCAAAAAUAA